Messenger RNA from Spathaspora passalidarum NRRL Y-27907, 1356 nucleotides. RefSeq names its product glutathione S-transferase GST2 (gene GST2). Lineage: Eukaryota; Fungi; Ascomycota; Pichiomycetes; Serinales; Debaryomycetaceae. The transcript has a single exon. The record is from RefSeq and is a predicted model, not a curated record. Bases 626 to 1267 code for a protein of 213 amino acids.
CAAUCAUACAACCCAAGCAACCCCAGGAUUUAGCCCGUUUACAAGGUGUUGUAGGUUUAUUUACUAUUUAAUUAUUAAGAUAGUAUACAUUAAGUAAAUUGUAGACAUGGUGAAUUCUGGUAUGUAACAAAAAUUGUGAUUACUAAUACUAUGUGGAUUGAAUGUUUAUCUCGGAGUUUACGGAGAUAUGCCUCUAUUUUUUUAUUCAAUUGCUCCUCUUUUUUUUUUGUAGGUCUGUGGAGUCAUAAAUCUGCAAGAUUUAUGAUGAAUAUUAUAUCUGAAUCUAUUGUUAUUGAGACAAAUCGUAAAUAUUAUAAAUAAACGAUUUUCAGUCUUUUAAUUACGAUUUAGCUAAUAUAAUUACAUUUAAUUAUAGAAAGAUUUAAGGAUUCUUGAUAUCGGCGGCCCCUUUUUUUUAAACCCAUGUGUGGCAUCGCGCAGCACUCGCCCCAACCCCCCCUCGAAUUGACAAUUUCGUACACAAAUGUGCACUAAUUACUAAGCAAUUACGAUAGUUUCGAAAUUUUCAACUACAAUGGCUUUUCCUAGACCAUAUAUAUAUAGCAACAAAUAGUCAAUUUUUCAGAAAAAAACAUUUAUUCAAUCUUCAAUUGAUCAAUACACAAUGUCCCACGCCCUCAAGUUAUAUUCUUUUCCAACUCCAAAUGGGGUCAAGGUUUCUAUCUUUUUAGAACUCUUGGGUUUGAAAUACGAUGCUCAAGCCGUUGAUAUUCGUACCAACGAACAAAAGCAGGACUGGUUCGUUAAGCUCAAUCCAAAUGGUAGAAUCCCAACUUUGGUUGACUCAAGCACUGGUGUCACCAUUUCUCAAACUGGUGCUAUUUUGCAAUAUCUUGCUGACACUUAUGAUAAGGAACACAAAUGGUCUUAUCCUCAAGGUACCCCUGAAUACUACAAGCAAUUGGAAUAUUUGAUUUUCCAAGUUGCUGAAAAUGGUCCAAUUCAAGGUCAAGCUAACCAUUUUGUUGUUUUCGCUCAAGAAAAGAUUCCAUACGCUAUCAACAGAUACCUUACUGAUGUUAAGCGUAUUUAUGGAGUUUAUGAAGACAUUUUGGGUAGAAAUGACAAGGGUUUGUAUCUUGUUGGUGACCACUAUUCUAUUGCUGACAUUGCCUUGUUCGGUUGGGCUAACUCUUUAAGUAAGUUGGAUAUUGAUAUUCACACUUGGCCAAAAUUAGGUAAAUGGUUUGAUGCUCUUAGUGAAAUCCCAGGAGUUCAAAAAGGGUUAAAGGUUCCUACAUUAUAAGUUUAUAAUAAAUAAGUUUAUAGCUUUAUUAUUAUUAAAAAAAAAAAAAGAAUUAAAUUAUUAGUUUGAUGCAAUACCAAAUUAUUCCC